Molecule: messenger RNA, 1134 nt
Organism: Recurvomyces mirabilis
Lineage: Eukaryota; Fungi; Ascomycota; Dothideomycetes; Mycosphaerellales; Teratosphaeriaceae
Exons: 1
Coding region: 1-1134 (377 amino acids)
Source: RefSeq, a predicted model, not a curated record
AUGGACACAGACAAACAAGUCGUCUCACUGGAGACUCUAUCUGGAGUCGAGAAUCCGCCCAUAGUCCUCGAGCAAGGUAGACGGACUGGCCUCAUACAGCCCACUCACGAGGCCGACAAGGAAGUCGUCAGCAGCUGGCAGACUCUGUCUCGAGAGGAGAACGCACCGAUACCAGUCGAGAUGGAGAAGCAAGAUGAUAUCAAGUCUGGCGUCAAUGCCAUGGAUGCACCUUCGCCUACAUCGAGUCUACCGCCGCCAUACGAAGCUCGCGACCGUAGUCUCAGCACCAGUAGCUCGAACGAUCUCGCCUCGCCACUGGAGCCAGAUUCGACUACAGCGAGACCAAUGCCUCGACCAGAAGACCGCUCCGCAGUUGGCCAUUUGCUCCGAUGGGUUCCACGAUCAUCACGCAUACCAUUGGAGAAGAUGCCACGGCUCGAUCGUCCGGUCAUCAUCCCGCAGCUCGAUGUACCACCAGUGGGCGAGAGCGUGCCGUUUCAGCGCUGCUAUAGCGAUGUUCUUGCCGCUCACGAUAUACCCAUGACCGAAUUCCUGAGCUUCUUAGACGGGCUUUCUAUCGCUCAAGCGCUGAACGCUGCAGCACAGGGACUGAAGAUGCUUGGCGCCGGAAUCAGCUUCGUACCCAUCCCACUCAUACCACUCGCAGGUCGUGGCAUCAGUGCCCUAUCAGGGACAGGCUCCGGGAAAUCUAGUACUCGUGCUCGAUUGUACAUCUCAGAAGCAGUGUCACAGUACUUUGCACCUCGCGGACUUCGAUUGUCAAUGGUCAAAGAUGACGACCUUGGUACGAGAGUCAUUCGGCUUCCACCAGGUAAACCUAGUUUGGCUCCUUUGACCGAGCAGACUUUGACCGACAGCAUAUGCACACGACGCUUAAAUGCUCUAGAACCAUAUGUGGCGCCUUUGGGGUACGAUGUCCCGGCUUCAGGCGAUGAUGUGAAGUCUGUGGAUAAGCUUGCUCGAAAGCAUUUGUAUUACCGAAUAGGUAGAGAGGCUAAGGAUCUGGCUAGGUCACGAGAGGAGCAGUUUCGGGGCAGGGGGUUUGAGGGUGCGGUGGAGGAGGAGAAGAAGUGUUCGAGAUUAAGAUGGCUUGUGAUUGAGGAGUUUCGAUGA